Messenger RNA from Pungitius pungitius (ninespine stickleback), 904 nucleotides. It is a transcript of the gene hint2, whose product is annotated as histidine triad nucleotide binding protein 2. The coding region runs from base 164 to 736 and encodes 190 amino acids. The transcript is spliced from 4 exons. The record is from RefSeq and is a predicted model, not a curated record. Gene Ontology annotation, molecular function: hydrolase activity. Lineage: Eukaryota; Metazoa; Chordata; Actinopteri; Perciformes; Gasterosteidae. Gene Ontology annotation, cellular component: mitochondrion; cytoplasm.
AAAAGCCAAAGAAGAAGAAGAAGAAGAAGAAAUAGAAGCAGUAGAAGAAGAAGAAGUAAACGUAAACAUUAUACCCAAAAAAGGGAGAACAAGCUGUCAACAAGAUAUCCCAAGUGCAUAGUUGUGUCGAAACACGAGUCGACUCACAAAUAACCGGCUAGUUAUGUACUUUCGGCAGGUUUUGCGGACGCGGUCCAUCGGGACCACUUUACAGCGUGUCUGUCGAGCCCAGGUAACAUUAACCACAAACCCUCUCAUCCUCCUGAUGGUUCGUACGCCUCCAGCACGCUCAGUGUAUCAUCCUCCUUCUCCUCCUCCUCCUCCUCAGAGGCCGCUGUGCACCGAAGGUGUGGAGGUGAGGUCUGCAGAGGAGGCCAGCAGGACGCGCGGGUCCGCAGCUGCGACCGUCUUCUCCAGAGUGAUCGACAGAAGCCUCCCUGCAGACAUCCUGCACGAGGACGAGAAGUGUUUGGCAUUCAGGGAUGUCAGCCCACAGGCCCCUGUUCACUUCCUGGUUAUUCCGAGGGUCCCUAUUCCCAGACUAAGUGAAGCCAAGGAUGACGACGCAGAGCUCUUGGGACAUUUGUUGGUCGUUGCUAAAAAUGUGGCAAAGCAGGAAUGUCUAGAUGAAGGAUACAGAGUGGUGAUCAACGACGGGAAACACGGCGCUCAGUCAGUUUACCACCUUCACUUCCACGUCCUGGGGGGGAGACAGAUGACGUGGCCACCAGGAUAAGGCUUUUUUUUUUUUACUCUUUCAUGUCAAUUCUAGGAGCACAACCUCAUCCCGUCAUUAAAGAACUUCUCAGAUGCAAAGUCGUGGCUAAUACGUUGAUUUUGACAAAAAAAGGUGGAUAUCAUGUUUGAUAUGGCUGCAAAUAAAGAUGGAGAAAUGAAAACUCAA